Molecule: messenger RNA, 15276 nt
Organism: Zootoca vivipara (common lizard)
Lineage: Eukaryota; Metazoa; Chordata; Lepidosauria; Squamata; Lacertidae
Gene: CDK12
Product: cyclin dependent kinase 12
Biological process (GO): protein phosphorylation; positive regulation of transcription elongation by RNA polymerase II
Cellular component (GO): nucleus; cyclin/CDK positive transcription elongation factor complex
Molecular function (GO): RNA polymerase II CTD heptapeptide repeat kinase activity; cyclin binding; ATP binding
Source: RefSeq, a predicted model, not a curated record
UGUGCGUGUUCUCGCGGUAUUUGGAGAAAGAGGAGCAGGUAGAGAGGAGUUGGGGGAAGGAACCCCCGAGCGGCUGCAAAGGAAGCCACGGCAUCGGCGGCCGGGAGGACGGCGGCGGCGAUUUCUCCCCACGUUCUCGCGAGAGUUGGUGGCUAACCUUCUCCCUUGCUCACUUUUCUACCUUUCCUCUUCUCCCCCAACCCCUCCCCCCACCUGAACCUGGAAGCGGCUCCGUUUCGCUCUGGGAAGUACUAGGAGAAAGAGGAAGGUCGGGGUCCCGGCUUGGCGGCCUCGCUUGAGACUCAGGCUGAGGGCAGGGGAGCCCCCUCGGUGGGAACGCCUUGGCCCAGGGGCCCAGGGGUUUUCCCACACAGCCAGGCUUUGGGGCGGGUGGAGGUGUGACCAUCUCCCCGCCCCCGUGCUCUCUUCUCAGGAACUUAGGGGGUGUUUGAGGUAGGAGCUAAGUCCGACCCUCAUCUUUCUUUCCACGGGGGCCUUGAGUUAGUGGGGAGGAGGUACCCCUGACCAAGAGGAGCACGUUGCUUAAAUAUUUGAGUGGCUUAGAAACGAAAGGGCCUAUUGUUUGGGAGACCCCUGCUUCAGACAACUGGGGGUGGGGUGGGGUCUUUUUCUGAAGGUCUCUUUUUGUGGGGGGUGAGCAGCAGGUUGGAGAACUCCCAAACUCCUUGCCCAUUUACAAAGGGACCUAAGAGCAUCUUAGUGCUCCUGGCGUGUUUAUGUUCUGAAACUGGUGGAUAACUGAGGUAGGGUACUUGUUCAGGGUCUUAACAACCCACUCCUUCCAUCCUACCUUUGAAGUCUAAGAACAGGGGACAUUCUUGCCAUUGCUGCUUGUCCCUUAUUCAGAGGGUUGCGGGUAGCCUGUGGGGCGACUUCUCCCGUAAUAUACUUUGUCGACCCAGGUCCUUGUAAAGAAACCACAUUCAGCCCCAUGUAGGAGAGAGAAGGGUGGGUUGAAUGUAGGAAAAGGUAACGAAAGUGAAAGCAGCCCUUCUGUUUUAGAAGCGGGUAAGUUGAGGUUUAGACUUAGGGGUUUUUGGAGGUUUCCCCCCUCUUUUCAAGCACAGUGGAGAAGGAAUGCCAAACCCAGAGAGACAUGGGGGUAAGAAGGAUUCAGGAGGAGGGGGGUCCUUGUAUCAAGAAGCAGUGUCCAGCAGUGGCAGUUCAAACAGCAAAGAGAGGCACCGACUCUCCAAGCACAAACGACACAAGUCCAGGCAUUCCAAAGACUCGCCGAUGGGGGCCCAAGAAGCUGGAGCACCACUCGGCAGCAUGAUCAAGCCAUUGGUGGAGUAUGAUGAUAUCAGCUCGGACUCGGACACCUUUUCAGAUGAAGCAGUCGUCAAGCUGGAACGCAGGGAGAAUGAUGAGAGAAAAGGGACAUCGGAAAGGAGUGACCGGCUACACAGGCAUCGGCAUCAUCAACACAAGCGAGUCCGUGAGUUGAUGAAAAGCAAGCUGGUAGACAAGGAGAAGAGGCUGGACAGGAACCAAGACUCCUCAGGCAAGUUGAGUUCCACUAAAGAAAGGGUGUCGGGGGCCUCCAAAAAGCUGCAUGAGGAGAAUGAUGACCAUUCAUCUAAGUCACUCAAGAGCAGCAGCAAGGAGUCCCGGUCAGCCAAAUUGCACAAGGAAAAGUCCAGGAAAGAACGAGAGACAAAGUCCGGUCACAAAGACCGUAGCAAAAGUCAUCGGAAAAGGGAUGCUCCUAAAAGUUACAAAUCGCUGGACAGUCCAAAGCGGAAAUCCAGAAGUCCCCAUCGCAAGUGGUCAGACAGUCCCAAGCAGGAUGAUAGCCCCUCAGGAGCAUCUUACACGCAGGACUAUGAUCUCAGCCCUCCACGCUCACACACAUCCAGUAACUAUGAUUCCUACAAGAAGAGUCCCGGUGGGUCUUCACGGAGACCAUCAGUCAGCCCACCAUACAAGGAACCUGCUGCAUACCAAUCCAAUAUGCGCUCUCCCAGCCCUUACGGCAGGCGGCAGCGGUCGGUCAGCCCAUACAGUAGGAGGCGUUCAUCAAGCUACGAGAGGGGAAGUGGGUCUUACAGUGGAAGGUCGCCUAGCCCAUUCAACCGAAGGCGCUCCAGCAGUCCUUUUGUUUCCAAGCGGUCGCUGAGUCGAAGUCCUGUGUCCAGGAAGCCAGUGAAGUCUCGAAGUAGAAGUCCUGCUUACUCGAGGCACUCAUCUUCGCAUAACAAAAAGCAGAGAUCUGGGUCCCGCAGUCGGCAUUCCAGUAUCUCACCUGCCCGGCUACCAUUGAACUCCAGCCUGGGAGCUGAACUGAGUAGAAAGAAAAAAGAGAGGGCUGCUGCUGCAGCAGCCGCAGCAAAGGUUGAUGGGAAAGAGAGAAAGGACUCUCCUAGUGUUUUAUCUAGGAAAGAAAAUAGUUUGGCUGAAGUUAAAGAGCCAGCGGUUGAGGCCAAAAAGGCAAAAACGGCUAAACCUGAGAAGUGCCCUUCUGACAUUGAGUCAGCAAAUGUCACACAGCACAACACAGAGACAAAAACUACUUCUGAGCCCCUAAAAACAAAGGCAAUAGAGAACCACGAGAAGAAACCUCCUGCUUCAGUUAAAGACUCAAAAGCAUUGGGAACAAAAGAUAUGAAACUUGCAGGCGGAAAGGAGGAAACUGUGACUCCAAAGGAAGCAGAGACAGCCAAGCAAGAGGUCCCACCUCUUUUGCCUUCUGUUAAGUCACUACCUCCUCUGCCAACGUCGUCGCCCCCUGCUCAGGCUCCUCCUCCGUUACCCCCUUUGCCUCCAUCACCAGUUAUUCCCCCUCUGCCGCCUGCCCAGUCACCUGCCACUCACACCCCUCCAUUGUGUCUGCCGUCGUCUACCCACUCCAGGACAUCUCUGACUACUCAGGCUAACACUCAACCCACCACGCAGUCCUCCUUAAAGACACAUGUAUCUGUGACAACUGCUGUUCCGCAUCUGAAAACUUCAACGUUGCCUCCGCUUCCUUUUCCACCUGUCUUGCCUGGGGAAGAUGACAUGGAUAGCCCAAAGGAGAUUGUUCCCUCAAAACCUGUGAAGAAGGAGAAAGACCAGAGACCACGACACUUGCUCACGGACCUCCCACUUCCUCCAGAGCUUCCUGGUGGAGACCCUUCCCCUCCAGAGUCUCCAGAACCAAAGGCAGCCACACCACCUCAGCAACCAUGUAGAAAGAGACCAAAAAUCUGUUGUCCUCGUUACGGUGAAAGGAGGCAGACGGAAAGUGACUGGGGAAAGCGCUGCGUGGACAAAUUUGAUAUCAUUGGUAUUAUCGGCGAGGGGACCUAUGGGCAAGUGUACAAAGCCAAGGACAAGGACACAGGCGAGUUGGUGGCUUUGAAGAAAGUGCGGCUGGACAAUGAAAAGGAGGGCUUCCCCAUCACAGCCAUCCGUGAAAUCAAAAUUCUCCGGCAGUUAAUUCACCGCAGUGUUGUCAACAUGAAGGAAAUCGUCACAGACAAACAAGAUGCACUGGAUUUCAAGAAGGACAAAGGUGCCUUUUAUCUUGUAUUUGAAUAUAUGGACCAUGACCUCAUGGGAUUGCUAGAAUCUGGAUUGGUGCAUUUCUCAGAGGAUCACAUCAAGUCUUUCAUGAAGCAGUUGAUGGAGGGGCUCGACUACUGUCACAAAAAAAACUUUCUACAUCGAGACAUAAAAUGCUCCAACAUCUUAUUAAACAACAGUGGGCAGAUCAAGCUGGCCGACUUUGGGCUUGCCCGGCUCUACAGUUCAGAAGAAAGCCGUCCAUAUACCAAUAAAGUCAUUACAUUAUGGUAUCGACCACCUGAGUUGCUGCUAGGCGAGGAACGUUACACUCCGGCCAUUGAUGUCUGGAGCUGCGGCUGCAUCCUUGGGGAACUAUUUACAAAGAAGCCUAUUUUUCAAGCCAAUCUUGAGUUGUCCCAGCUUGAAUUAAUCAGCCGCCUUUGCGGGAGCCCCUGUCCGGCUGUGUGGCCAGACGUCAUCAAGCUACCUUACUUCAACACCAUGAAACCUAAGAAGCAAUACCGAAGGCGCCUACGGGAGGAGUUUUCCUUCAUCCCUUCUACUGCUCUUGACCUAUUGGACCAUAUGCUCACGCUGGAUCCCAGUAAACGAUGCACAGCAGAGCAAGCCUUGCAAAGUGACUUCCUGAAGGAUGUUGAUGUCAGCAAGAUGGACCCUCCAGACCUUCCUCACUGGCAAGACUGCCACGAAUUGUGGAGCAAGAAGCGGCGGCGGCAACGGCAGAGUGGGAUCGUGGUAGAGGAGCCCCCCUCGGCCAAGGUUUCCCGAAAGGAGACAGCCUCCGUAAUAAGCACAGAUGCUAUCAAGAAUCACAGCAGUCCUGUACAACCACAGCCUGCUCCGAUCAAAACACAACCUUGUGUUGUAGAUUCAUUCGCAGGCCUCGGUGACAUCACGCAGCAGCUGAAUCAGAGCGAGCUGGCUGUCUUGCUGAACUUGUUGCAGAGCCAGACGGACCUUAGCGUCCCGCAGAUGGCUCAGCUGCUCAACAUCCACUCAAACCCGGAGAUGCAGCAACAGCUGGAAGCCCUCAACCAGUCCAUCACUGCACUCAAUGAAGCCACCACGCAGCCUCAGGACUCUCAGAAAGGGUCCGAAGAGGAAGCAGCUGUUGAGGAGCCGCCCCCGCCAGCCCAGCCGUCAGAAGAGCAAGCCACCCCGGAAGUGGCGAACACUCAGGGAGACAUGCAGAGCAUGUUGGCGGUUUUGCUGAGCCAGCUCAUCAAGACCCAGGAGCCGGCAGGAAUCGUGGAGGAGAACAACGGGGAGAAGAGCAGUGAGCUGCGGGGGCCGCGGAAGACCCCCACUUUGCCUCAGGAGGAAACUACAGCCUGUCCUCACAUUCUCCCACCAGAGAAGAGACCCCCCGAGCCUCCAGGACCUCCUCCGCUGCCGCCGCCGCCGCCACCCAACCUGGCCGAGGAGAACACCUCCAACGCAGCUCAGGACUUUAACCCGGCCGUGACGGCCGCCCUCCUCCACCUUUUAUCCCAGCAAGAGGCAGGGUUGCCGAGCCAGCCAGAGCACGAACCCCAAGCUGUGAGGCCUUCCUCGGAUUAUACCCGGUCGCAAACCUCAUCCAGGACUUACAGCACCGACGGGCCCGAGGGAAGCAGCUUCGAUGUCGACGAGCGGAAUUCCAGCCAGACUUUAACAGCGGAGAUGUCGCCUCAGACCUUGGGGAAAAGUAGGACAUUUCUGGGCUCCACAAGUCACCUUGGGGAGUCAAGCAGCUACCAGGGCGCAGGAUCGGUUGAGUUCCCAGGGGACCAGGAUCUCCGUUUCGCCCGGAUCCCCUUAGGGAUGCAUUCUUCCGUUGGCCAGUCCUUCAUCAAAGCCACCGAGGGGAGCAACAACACACUGGUGCACCCAGAGGCCAAAAUUCACAACUACAGUGAGGUGGGAGUGGCAAACGCUAGUUCUAGUGACACAGGAACAAGUCACACGUGGGGGAACCCGGUCCCAUCCGCUGCUUACGGAAAAGCCUUUCGCGGGCAGAGUAGAUUGCCUCCAAGAGGAGGUCGAGGAAGAGGGGUACCUUACUAAAAAUGACUGGAGAGGGGGGAAUUGGUACCUUUUUUUUCAGUGGUGUUUUACCGUCCUUUUCCCCUCUUGACCUUUCCAGCAGCCAGUUUGUUGGGGCAAGCCAUUGCCCACCUCCAGCCCACCACAGAAAUGGUUUAUUGUUGAUACUUUCCCUUCCUGCUCACCAGACUGCUGCUGCUGCUGCUGUUCGCUCCCCCACUCCACUGUGGGACUUUAGAAUGAAGACCUUGGCCUUUUCCCCCUCUUCCUUUUUUUCUUUUUUUUUUACACAUCUUCCCAUACCCAAAGACCUACUGAUUUGGGUUUUCCCCACUCAAAGAUGGCGGGAGAAGUAAAGAAUCCUUAAAGAAGUCAUAAUAAUAAAUUGGAAACAUGAACCGAAUGUGUUUGCUAGCCUUGAGCCAUUUAUUUGUGAGAGUGAGCCCCGCUGAGAGUCUGGAAAAACUGAAUUGUUUCAUCUGCAGCAGAAUGAGGUGGCAGAAAGAGCCAUACUGCUCCAGAUUGCAGGCUGGGGAACCUCCCUUUUUUGAAUCCAUGCGCACGAACACACACUACAACUUGCCUCCCUGCACACAGAAAGGCUAACAUACCUGGGAGUGAGAUUGUAGCCCAGUCCCUCUCUCCAUUGUGCUAGUCUUGUUGUUUUCCAGGAGGCAAAAUGAUGGGUUUUGGGGAAUAGGAGCAUUCAGAAAAGGACAGUUCCCCCCAAUGGUAAAACUCAUUCUGCCUCAUCGUUCCGCUGUAUGUGUAAGAUCCAGCCUCAGUAUUGCAAAGGCAAUGCGUUGUUUUGUUUUCCUUUGCCUCCUUGAAUUUCAAGAUUUGUCAGAUGGUGCCUACAUACCUUUUAUACUGAAUUGGGAGGAUUUGGUUUAUGUUCUGUAAGAUCCGGAUAUUUCUCUCCCCACCCCCUUCUUAGCCACAUCUUCUUCACAUGAUGAAAAGACAGGAUGCUACCAUUCUUCUCCUGGCUAGCUGUCCCUUGUUUUACUGUGAAAGGCCUCGUGCUCUCUCAUACUCGCCUUCCAGACCUUUAGCUGAACUGAAUUUCUGUAGUGUCCACGAGUCCGUUGACUUUUGGAUGUUUUCUUUUUUUAAAAUUUUCUCUCUUAAGAAUGGUGAGUGUCUUUUUGUUGAAGUUCUUAAGGCCAAAGUAAAUGGCUAAAAAUAAAGUAAAAACCAAAAGCUUUGUAAUCCUUAAGUUCUUCGGGGUGCAGUGAGCUUAAGAUCGAAGCUGAGAGCGGUCGGGGCAGACGGGAGCCCAACAAGCAAGAUCAGCGUUUUCAAUCUUCUGAAUGGUUAACAAGUGUAUACUGUCUCUUGUGCGAUUUCGUUGUUGUCAAUGUUAAAAAGCAGCCCUAUCCGCAGCUUUCCUCACUGAUACUGCAGUGAGGAUCAGUUUAUAUUUAUAUACUUUUAACGGCUUUAGCAGUUCCACCUGCUCUGGUUAAUUCCCCCCCCCCAUUUUUUUUGUAAGACAUAGAUUUUUACUGUGAAGGGCAGCAAGCCUGUUUUUUUUUUUUUGCAAGGGGGGGAGUAGAAACUUGGAAGGGUGGCUAAUUUCUUGGGGGGGGGCAGGGAAUCAUUCCCCUUUUAAACUUGACAGUGUUCAAAGGGGAGAAGCAUGUCAGAAAUUGCAGGGGGCAGAGGGAGUUUUCGCUCCAGCUUCUGGUCUUUACAAAAGAAGAACGGAAUCUUCUUGCUUUCAUAUAAUACAAAAGGAAAAGCUGCCUCUGUAUAGCAUACUGCUGCGGAGGGCAGGGGAAAAUGCCUUAAAACACAUGGACAGGAGAGCCUGGUGUGGUACAAGGGAGUUGAAACGGCCUUUAGAAAGAGUUCUGUGGAGGUUGGGGUAGGCACUGUUAAGUAUAUGUGCCACCUUGUAUUGACAACCCACAACCUGCUUCUUUCAAUUCUGCAAAGUGUAGUAAGUUUGCAAAAUUCCAAGUGUAAAUUUUGUAUGUGUGUUUUUUUAAAUUCAGUUAUGAGUUCAUGCCUAACAUGCAAAGAGAAAAAAGAGAGAGAGAGUACUGUACAUGCAGAAUAUGGUAAAUAAAAAGGAGAGACUUCUCCCAGGCAUUUAUUUAAACAUUUCUCUUUUUUUCUUUUCCCUUCUUCAGUUUCCUGAUGUUUGGGGCCUUGGCAUUUUUAAGCUGUCAUGGAGUUCUCAGACAUGUCUCUCCUCUCCACCUCCCUUCCUCUCUCCAGGGGAAAACACAAUUGCUGCCAUCCAGCCAUGUGGCCAUUAAUUUUCUUUCUUUUUGCUCUUGUCAUAAACCUGCUCACCUGAAAGAAUUUGACCACCCCUUGCAUGCAGGGUCUUGCAGAUUCUGACUUAACAAUGCUUCCUUUACUGCCUCAGAUCCUCCAAGGAUAAACUACUUAGGAAGGUAUACUUUGGUAUGAAGAUUUUCUCCCCCCUCCCUUCUAGUGUUGAGUCUCAGCAGCCAUAAUGUGUAACCUUUACCCAGCUGAGGAAAGUAUGGAGUUUGCAGAAUCCAAUCACUUUUGAGUAUUUAACCCAAAGUAAGGUGUCACCUUGAGUUUCAAGGGAACGAAGGGGGUGCAAAGGAGCUAGCUGAUAAUAAACCUCCCCCUCAUUUUGGCCCCAGAGUUCCCAGCAGCUGCGUUACCAGUUUUCAUACAUGAUGGGGUUAUUAUUAUUCUUUUAAAGGCCCAUGGUGACAUUUCUUGAGCUGCUGCUGCUCAGUUAGAAUGUCACAUGGAACAACUUUGCACCUGAAUUGUUUACUCUUGGGCCACAGCUUACUUUGAAUCUAUGCUAGAUGGUGGGCCUCCUAAGUGUUCAUUGUCACGCAUCCUUUUUGGGUUGUGUGGAAAGGGUGCAUCUUAAGGAGUCGUCGCGCCCAAGUUUAGCGUUUUAGGAGGCAAGAGAGAUUGAAAGGGGAGUAAAUAUGUCCUACACAUGAGGAUCAGGAUCCUAAAAAGUCCCGCUUGGAUAAACUUGGGGACCCUCCUUUGGAGGAUCUAUUUUAAAAAAUUGUGGGGAGAUGUCUGAUCCAUCAGAUGUGGAAAAGUGUACCUAUGCUGUAUUGGGCCAAUUUUAGUUGCUUAACAAAAUUUGAGUAGCACAAAUCCUGGCUUCAGAAAAUCAUGUUUAUGCGUGCACUAUUUCUUACCUGACAGUCACAUGGAACAACUUCACCCCUAACCUGUUACCCCAGGUUAUGGACUUGUGAAAGACCUAACGCAUGUAACAAACAGCACAGGUAGAAGUUGGUAUGGCUUGGAUGCAGCAGUUGAAAGCAUUCAGUUGACACACGCACAAACAGGAAAUAGCUAAUAUGUGUACAACCUGACAAAGCAUGGGCGGACCUUGUCUAUCAGCAGGUACAGCCUAAUCAAAUCUCUCUCUCUUUUUCCCCCCCAGCUUCCACUACCGUACUGGUUAAUUAACACAACAGUUUUACUUGUGAAAUGCCAGCAGCUGGGCAGUGGAAACCCUAAUGGAACAUUGCUAGAGCUCAUUUUCAAAAAAAUUGCACAAACUGGGGGGGGGGAGAGAGAGAGAGAGAGAAGAAAGAUGUCUCUCACAGAUCCCAGCUUUCAGAUUCCCGCCCCACCCUCCUUUUAAAAAUACAUCCCAGAAUGUGGCAGCUAGACUGGUGACUGGGAGCAGCCGCCGAGACCACAUAACACCGGUCUUGAAAGACCUACAUUGGCUCCCAGUACGUUUCUGAGCACAAUUCAAAGUGUUGGUACUGACCUUUAAAGCCUUAAACGGCCUCGGUCCAGUAUACCUGAAGGAGUGUCUCCACCCCCAUCGUUCUGCCCGGACACUCAAGUCCAGUGCCGAGGGCCUUCUGGCGGUUCCCUCGCUGCGAGAAGCCAAGUUGCAGGGAACCAGGCAGAGGGCCUUCUCGGCAGUGGCACCCGCCCUAUGGCACUCCCACCAGAUGUCAAAGAGAACAACAACUACCAGACUUUUAGAAGACAUCUGAAGGCAGCCCUGUUUAGGGAAGCUUUUAAUGUUUAAUAGAUUAUUGUAUUUUAAUAUCCUUCUGGAAGCCGCCCAGAGUGGCUGCGGAAACCCAGCCAGAUGGGCGGGGUAUAAAUAAUAAAUUAUUAUUAUUAUUAUUAUUAUUAGAUACAUAUGAAGUUGUGCAGGGUCUGUCGGCAGAAAACUUCAAUGUACUAUACAGAGAUGGCAGCAGUUUUUAAAUGGAAUUCCAGGAAACUCCUUGGAAAGCUCAUUGGGGUGCCUCACUCAGAAGUUCACUGGUGGCAACCAAGCUUCCCUGAAAUACAGCUGGCUCUCUGCUUCUGAUUUUUUUUCUAUGCAACAUACAGAUUUAGAAGAAUAUUGGGUUGCAUUCUCAGUUCAUAGGAGGCAAGGACAAGACCCAAAAGAUGAGCUCGGUGCCUCACAUGAACUUGGCCAGGAAGUUAAGAGCUAAAUUUGUGGCUCAGCUUGGUUGUCCUUUAUAGUGAAACAAAUUACACUAUUACACAUGCAUGUGUAUGAACUAAGUGUGUGCCCUAAAACAUAACCCUCAUUUCUCUGGUACAUGCAGGAGAACAUAUGUGUAACUCUGAAAGAAGUCCCUGAAGAUGCAAGGUUUGAAAGCCCUUGUCUUGUAGCUACUUUCCCACAAUAAGCUGCUGUUUUCUCCUUGAGUUGUACACAGCUGUGACCCACCACAUAUUCACAUCUCUUCUGUAUUGCUAGAAAUAUAUUCAGCAGGCUACCAAAUUCCGGCUAGUAAGUUCACAGUAGCCUGCAAAUUGAAGCAGGGGAGAAGAUGCAAGAUGCACAGAGUUUCCAUUUCAGUAGAAAUGAUCCAGGUGUAACCAGGAAGUAUCUCCUAUCUGCUCUACUAGGAAUGUACAAGCCUGCUUUGUUGUCCAAGAUCCUUGUGAAUCCUUGGCCAAGGCCAGGGGUCCCCAAACUUACCUCGCCGAGGGCUGGUGCCGCCAGCGCCAAUCGCACUGUGGGCCGGAGCACACGCCCAUACGCAUGCACACGCGAUUUCUGGUGCAGUCCCGGGUUGCUGGAACACCGGAAAUAGCUUAUGCGCAUGGGCCUCCUCCGGCCCGGAAACAUGCCUGACAUGAUGCUUGCGCAUGCACACAAGCUAUUUCCGAUGCUCUGGGGACCAGGAAGUGGGCAGUCGCAUGAUGCAGCGCCGUUAAGAGGGGCGGCGGGGGUUACUGGGGGCCGCAUAAAAGAGCCUCGCGGGCCGCACCCGGCCCCCGGGCCUUAGUUUGGGGAAGCCUGGCCAAGGCCGUGUGUACACUGCAUUUUUUUUUAAAAAAAGUAAAUUUGUGUGUGUGUCCCCCACCAGAAAACACCCCCUACAUUCUAACUUUGGUAUAAAUUAUAAUGCAGUAUUUACUAAUAUAUAACACUGGUUUUGCUAGCCAUGGGGACGGCAAGGAGAUCUGCAGGGCACUCUGCUCAUUGCAGAUCUCAUAUCUCAUUCAGCUGCUUCGGUGGGUUCUGAGAUUUUUGCCAAGCAUUGUGCGUGGCAUACUUCAAAAACAGUAAUUCUAAAUAUUAACAAAAAGAAAAACCACAGGGAAAUACAAGUUAGGCUCAUAAUUAAUACCUAAAUUUUAUAUCUUAUACCAUAGAGCUGCUCCCCCCCCCAAAAAAAUUCCUGUGUUCAUUGUUCGCCCUAUCUUAAAUGUGUAUAUGUAUAGUUAGCCAAUGUUGCCAGACUCCAAGCAUUAACACAGCAAUCUUCUGUAUCUCUAUUCAAAAUAAGCUUGCUGCUUUUAGAAGUGGUCUGAUACCCUUGGGAGUGACCGGGAACUCCUGAGUGUAUCUGAUUGCUGCUGAAAGCAGCCUGUUAGGGUAAGGCACCAAAUUCAGACAGUGCCAACUUCAAGUCAUGACUGCAAAGGAACAUUCCCUUGCAGCCUUGGCUUUCUGUGUCCUGUGCCUGAUGUCAGAUGGGCAUGGCUUGGCCCAAAUGGCAAAGCAAGCCAAAUUAGGAGGGCUGAUCUACCACUGAUUUAAAAUUCAAAUGAAUUUAAAUUUUAAAGGCAGGCUAUAACAGCAUCAGAUCAAUUACAUAUAUAUGAUCUUCCCAUAUGCAUUCACAAGGGCUAGAACGGGCAUCCCCAAACUUCAGCCCUCCAGAUGUUUUGGACUACAAUUCCCAUCUUCCCCGACCACUGGUCCUGUUAGCUAGGGAUCUUGGGAGUUGUAGGCCAAAACAUCUGGAGGGCCGCAGUUUGGGGGUGCCUGGGCUAGAACCAUGCUUCUUUUUUUUCUUAAAUGAAAGUCUAGAAUCUCAGGAAGCUGAAUUCUGUGCCCAUAACCAUAUGUAUUUAGCUGCUCCCGUGGAAAGAGCCCUGCCCAUAGUUUCUCCCAGCUAUCUUCCCAAGCUGCUGUUCACUGGUGCAGCACUUGGUGCAGCCUUACACUGGGGCUGCUACUCUUGAUUUUGCAUUAUUUCUGUCUGCAGAAUUAAUUUUCCUUUAUUUUAAUGCAAAAAGCAGUUAUUUUAUUGUUACGGUUCUCGACCAGCAUACACAUAUAUACACAAAACAAUCCAAAAUACAAUCUAAAAUAUAAGCAAUAAAUAUAAACUCUAACCAUUAUAAAAAUUAUUAGAUAAAAGAAGGUAUCACUACUUGGGAGGGUACAGCAAAUGGUAGCAAUGGAUCAUCUUUGGCUCUGUCCUGAAAUUUUUGGGCACUACUAACUAGGUCAGCUCGGAUUUUUAUGGCUCUAGCACAGAACUUGGCUACCUUUGCUGUCACAUUAGAGUUAGCAUCUGAAAGAAGCAGUGUGCAUAUAUUCUCGACUGCUGACUGCUUUUAAGAAACCAAAUAACUCUGUAAAUGUGUGCAAUUGACAUAAUGUCCUUUGCUCACUGAAAUGUUGGUGAAUAAUCUGUGCCCUCCUCCUGGAGCUGGGGGUGUUGGAGUAAUGGAGUGUUCAUCCUGAAUGUAUCUUCUUGUUUCUUCCAUGGAUCUAAUCAAAUGAGCUUAUCUGGGUUGCAAGAGUCUCACUGUAGUGAGGCUCAACCAGAAAUCAGAUUUCUCAAGAACAAGGACUGUACACAUUCUGAACAAGUUCAUUAGAUAUUGUUUCUUCCAUCACUUGGAGCAGGUCCCCAGCCCCCCAGCCCACCCUCGAAGGAGAUCACUAUCAUGUAAUUUUCUUCUCUGGCCUAUCUCCUGCAUGAUAUCUUGUAUGUGUUGAACAUGUUCAUUCUUCUCCCACAGAACCGGAAUGAUUUGUCCCUCCAUAAUAUAGAUAUUAUUAUUUUUUUAUUUUCAUUAUUUAUUAUUUAUCCCCCGCCACUCUGGGCGGCUUCCAACAAUUACCAAAAUACAUUAAAAUAUCACAGAUUAAAAACUUUCCUAAACAGGGCUGUUUCAAAUACCCCAACACUGCUUAGAGCAGGUAUGAAGAAACUGAGCCUCCGGAUGUUGUUGGAUUCCAACCUCCAUCAGUCUUGGCCAGGAUCACCAAUGGAUGAUAGGAAGUGGGAGUCCAGGAACAUCCGGAGGGGAACAGGUUGCCUGUCUCUGGUUGAAAGCAUUGUCUCUCCCACCCCUCCUAGAAAACUGGUUCAUCCACUUUUCAGAUCUAAUAAAUAAUAAAUAAACCUAAUAAAUAAACCACUGCUUCACAGUAACUUGUUCCUGGUUUUGUUUAGCUGGAUGGUAUGCUGGGGACGCGGGUGGCGCUGUGGUCUAAACCACUGAGCCUUGGGCUUGCCGAUCGGAAGGUCAGCGGUUCGAAUCCCCGCGAUGGGGUGAGCUCCCGUUGCUCGGUCCCAGCGCCUGCCAACCUAGCAGUUCGAAAGCAUGUCAAGUGCAAGUAGAUAAAUAGGUACCACUCUGGUGGGAAGGUAAACGGUGUUUCCGUGCGCUGCUCUGGUUCGCUAGAAGUGGCUUAGUCAUGCUGGCCACAUGACCCGGAAAAACUCUCUGCAGACAAAUGCCUGCUCCCUCGGCCAAUAACGCGAGAUGAGCGCCGCAACCCCAGAGUCGGUCACGACUGGACCUAAUGGUCAGGGGUCCCUUUACCUUUACCUUUUUAUGCUGGGUUUAUAGAAAUCCAUAGAAAAGAUGAAAGAUAUACCGCCAACAAGAAGGGAACUCAGUCUUGCGAGCUGUCCUGCGGGCAGAAAUCACAUGUGGUAAACGUGGCACAGAUCUUGUAAAACACCAUGACUUUCAUUUUGGAAAAAUGCAGAGGGGCUGGUUUGUUCAUUCUUCCGUACUUCUUAAUCCUGUUCCCCAAUGACACAUGGUGUAUGUUCUAGUCCAGGCAUCCCCAAACUUUGGCCCUCCAGAUGUUUUGGACUACAAUUCCCAUCUUCCCCGACCACUGGCCCUGUUAGCUAGGGAUCAUGGGAGUUGUAGGCCAAAACACCUGGAGGGCCACAGUUUGGGGAUGCCUGUUCUAGUCUUUUGCACUUAUUCUCAUUUGUUCCUCUUGCCAUUGCCAUCCUUGCAGCACAAUUCAGCUUGCACAGCCCUUUGAUAAUAUUAAUAAUCAGCCUCCACCACCAACACACACAGAGAUAUUUUGCCUCCACAGUUAACAGUCAGUGUAUGAAGCGAGUUUGCCCUACCCUAAUCACUGGGCUGGAUCACAAAUGCAUGUGCAUCGCUUAAUGACUGUACACUUGAGGGUGGCUGAAUGUGAGAACUGCCUCCAUUGGCCAAUCAGAAAGUUCCACCUGUGCUGUUUAGACCUCCGACAGCUCCUUUGUAUGUGAGAACCCUCCAGCAAUUUUGCAGUCCUCAAGUGAUGAAUGUACGUGUGAGAAUGAACCAACCCCUGGCCUGGCAUGGGGACCAGUGUGGUGGUGAGUGUUGGACUGAGGAGACUGCUUCAGAUCCCUCCACCCUCAGUCAUGAAACUCACUCGGUGACCUAGGGCCAGGUCCUGUCAUAUAGUGUAACCUAUUUCACUGUGUUGUGAGGAUUUAAAAUGAAGGGGUUGGGGAGGGGGCAUUUGUGCUGCUUUGAUCACCCAGGGGAAAAGGCAGGAUAGAGAUGUAGUAAAUUAAUAAUCCUUGAUUUCUCUAGGCACAGACUUCGCAGGGAUUUUGUUCAGAAUGUUUUCAGCCUCUUCUUGACAAUGUCCUCCAAUAUACCUGGUUAUUUGUUGACAAUGCUUCGGAUGACUUGUUGCAAGUUUUGAAAGCUUGCAAAUGCUUUAAAGCAGCUACAACUAAUGCAAUGAAAGUGAUGUUAAUUUACAUUUCUUAUUUUAUCUUCUAAAAAAUUCCAUUUUGCCCACCAUGGCUCCAUAAAGCCCAUAAUACAUAUAUAGCUCUUAAGCGCUUGGAGCAGCUAAGUGCUCUCGGUAAUCCCUCUAAUCCCACUGCAACUAAGGUAAGGCAGUGUUGUUACACCUGUACAGAGUUACCAGGUAUCUUGAGAGAUUAGGGCAUGUAGGCCAAAAGCAGAAAAUGUCACCUGGUGACUCAAGUGUGGACCUUGGUGCCCAUGGCAUCAAACCAGUGUGGUGUAGUGGUUAGAGUAUUGAACUGGGAGUGUUGGGGGACCAGGAUUCAAAUCCCCACACAGCCAUGAAGCUCCCUGGGCGACCUUGGGCCAGUCGCUACCUCUUGGACUAACCUACCUCACUGGGUUGUGGAGCUGAAAAGUCCCAACUGGGGACUUCUGGUUCAUAGCUCACGCUUUUAACUCCUAAGCUCAUUGGUUACAUCUAGCUUAUAUAUUAUAACCACCCUUGCUUUUUCU